Messenger RNA from Conger conger (European conger), 2299 nucleotides. RefSeq lists its product as uncharacterized. The record is from RefSeq and is a predicted model, not a curated record. Gene Ontology annotation, cellular component: cytoplasm; actin filament. Gene Ontology annotation, biological process: actin filament polymerization. Gene Ontology annotation, molecular function: microtubule binding; actin binding. NCBI's taxonomy places the organism in Eukaryota, Metazoa, Chordata, Actinopteri, Anguilliformes, Congridae. The transcript is spliced from 3 exons. Bases 206 to 2299 code for a protein of 697 amino acids.
GAGGGGGGUCGUGUCGUAGGCAUCUGCAUCCGCAGCCUCCAUCUUUCCAUCCUUUUCUCCACCGCCGGAUCUGUGCAGAGUCAAGAUGUGAACAUGAUGUGUAUUCCUGGUUGGGAUCUUUUCUCCCUAUAGAUCAGACACCCUAAUUGCCUCAGAAACUGUCACACCCUCUUUCUCCUAUCAUCUCCCACCAUCAUUACCUAUAAUGCUGUCCUCUGCUCGGCCUUCUGUGCCCCCCCGGCCUCGUCGCUUUGACAACCACAAACGUAACAAUGUGGUGGAACCAAAGCCUGUUGGUCAGGGCAGCCGUAGGGAGGACAAAAAUAUGAACACCGCUGCCACUGCUGCUUCCUCUUCUCCAUAUCGGGCCAAUAAGGUGCCUGCUGUGUCUUCCAGGUCAAGGAAGGGUGACCAGGGCCGAACCAGUGUAGGACAGCACAAAAUAGACCAGAAAAAAAACAGCACCAUUCCAGUCAGGGCGAAACCUAAACCUAAACCUAAAAGUGGACAUUCAGUGUCUGACCCAGGUUCCCUUCCUGACCCAAAUUGUAAUGAGCCAAGCUUGCCUUGCCUGUGCUGUGAUGGGAACUCACCCCAAGACAGCAACAGUCUCUACAACCACAACUACAACAACAACAACACCAUUACCACCAGAAAGCAGCUAGAACUGCAACCAGCAAAGAAACUAAGUAGGGAUCAGACUCCUCAGAAGGCAAGGGACACAAAAAAAGCUGAAACAAAUCACAAGCAGACACAACAGCUACAACAACAACCACAAGAACAACAGCCACAAAAGCAAGAACAGCCAAACCACCCUGAAAAUGCCCAGGAGUUAGAGAAAGCAGAGGACAGUGAAGCCAUGGAACACAAUGAAGGUGAUGAUGAAGACGAUGAUGAUGACGAUGAUGACACCCUGGUACCCUCCUGCCAUGACUGCCCUCCCUCCCUCCUGGAGUUCUCCCUCACCUCCUCAACCUCCUCUUCAUCCACUUCCAUAAGUAGCUGCUCAGAUUUUGAGACAGAUGGCCCCGAUGAUCUCUUGCCCCCCUCUCAGGACCUGGCCGCCAAGCAGGUCUCACCGACUCACCCCUUGACCUCUCAGCCCCAGAUCUUCCCCCUGGAUACCCAUCUUCCUCCCCUGCCACCCCUGCCUCCCUGCUCCCCGGAUGAAGGAUACCCGUCUGCCCGCUGCUCUCCCUCCUCAGAUUUGCCAGAGGGUAAGGGAUCAUUCGUGCAAAAAUGUGAAAGACUGGAUCUUUUGAGCCUCUUGGAUUCGAUGGAUGGACUGGGCAAGAAAGACUUCUUCAAUCAAGUGGUUCAGGUGGCACGAUGGGGCCUGGAAGGUGAGCUUGAGCUGAGGGACCGACUGGAUCACCUGCAGAAACUUGAACAAGUGAACAUUCAGGUUAAGAUAGCAUACCUGGAACGGCUUGAAGAAGCUGGGCUAGACUUGAGUGAUGGGGAUCUUUCAGACAGCCUGGAUGCAUUGGCGAACAUGGAUGCUCAGUGGAAGCUGUACAAAGGGCACAAUAUUUGUGAUUCCCAGGAGUUCUCCGAUGCCGGGGUUGAUAUGACGGCUCCUUCAGACAUAGAUGAGCCCUCGCUCCCAGAUUCACUCGCCCCAUCCCCACUGCAUCCUCCCCCAAGGCCACCCAAACCGCCCACAAGACACCUGGACUCACACACAGAUGCACACACGUACGUUAACAUUAGCAUUAACAGCAACAGCCACAGCACCUCCUCUGUGACUUCCACCUCCUCUUUGACCUCUUCAUUCGGCAAGAUCUGUCCAUCUUCAUCCUCUUCCUCCUGCACAUCUGAGAGUACCAUCAUAGUACCUCCCUCACUCCCUCCCCCUCCAUUGCAGACCCUCCCCUAUUUCACAUUUUACUCCUCUAGGCCACCCCUGGCAUCACCCACACCUCCCAUCCCCCCACCCCGGAGACGGCACAAAGCUCGCAUGGAGGCAUUGCGAGCCACUGACUCUCAGGUUGAAGAAUCGCCAGUGUCCCUCCCUCCUCCAACCUCCCGCCCCCCGCCUCUUCCUCCCCCACCUCCUGCUCUUCCCUUGCCCCCAGCCAUCCCUCCCCCUCCCUCGCUGCCACCCCCUCCCUCCUUCCACACCCUGGAUGCCGAGAUCCGAAAACUUCUGGUCCUGGCCGGGCUGACCCAGGCCGAGCUGCUCAAACUGAGCCCGGAGCUGGGGGUGUGUGUGACGGGGGUACUGGAUGACGGAGAGGAUGAGGAGCUGUCUGAGAGGAAAGGGAGGGAAAAGAAGCUAGUGAAGGGGCAGAGAUAA